UAGGGCUCAUAUGGAAUUUGGCAAGAUCGGGACUCAACAAAACAACAAAACCGGGAUGAAAGUAACAACUAAUUUCCCUCGAAUAAAGGAGGAUCCAUGCAGUGUAUAAAGAAAAAUGAUUGGAAAGUCUUAUGUCUGCUAUAGCUCAAUUGACCAGGAGACUUUCUCCAUUUUACUCGAAUGCAAAAACCGGACUGACACUUUGCUGUUCGAGAGUGGAGCCAUUGCUCUCCUAUCUCAAUGGGAAACUGAGGCUAUUAAGAAGAACUACCAGAAGAUACUGGAUGCUUAUGGGUGCCUGGGCGUUUUGAGAAUCAAUAUCGAUGAAGAAGAAACAAUCCAUUUUCUUAUACUUGUUACUGGAUGCAAAUCUGUGGGAAAGGUUUUGGAUAGUGAAAUAUUCAAGAUAACUUCCACACAAUUUGUCCCUUUGCAAGUUGACCAAGAUGAAGAAGGUAUCGCGGAAAUUGUUAAGUUACUCAACUCAGGGACAUUUUACUUUGCUACUGGGCAUGGUAGCCAGCCUGAAUUGGACCUCAGCCUUAGUGCACAGCAGAGAUAUGAUGGACAUUUACCAGACAAUCGGUUUAUGUGGAACAGAAGCCUUCAUUUCCAUGUCCAGCGUUUUGGCAUCAACUGUUCAGAGUGGCUGUUCAGCAUCAUGUGUGGUGGAGUGGAGAUCAGAACAGUUUACGCAGGUGUUAGCCAAGCCAAGGCUUGUCUCAUCUCACGACUGAGCUGUGAACGGGCGGGCACCAGAUUUUAUGUGCGUGGGACAGACGAUGAUGGGCAUGUUGCAAACUUUGUUGAGACAGAGCAGAUGAUUGCUCUGGAUGAUAUGAUAACGUCCUUUGUACAAACCAGAGGUUCUGUACCUGUGUUUUGGGAACAACCUGGAAUUCAGGUUGGAUCUCACAAAGUGAAGCUUUCUCGAGGGUUCGAGGCUGCAUCUGCAGCAUUUGACAGGCAUAUUACCACUCAAAAAGGACUUUAUGGUGAUGUCUGUAUUGUGAAUUUAUUAGGCAUGAAAGAAGGGGAAAACGCCCUUAGUCGGAUAUUCCAGGAUGAGUUAACAGAGUCGAUUCAUGGACAUGACACACCAAUGAUUUGCUUUGACUAUCAUCGUAAUUGCAAAGGAGGAAGAACAAGCAAGUUGAAGGACUUUGCAGACAAAGCAAGACAAUUAUUCAAUAGCAAUUCACUUUUCUUCUCCAAAGGAGGCAAACUUGAAAAGCGCCAAAAGGGCGUGAUGCGCUCUAAUUGUCUGGACUGCAUUGACAGGACAAAUAACAUGCAGACAUUUAUUGGUCUUGAGAUGCUGUUAGUACAGCUCCAGUGUUUAGGGCUUAGUAGUAAGGCCUCAUUAGUGCCGAGGUUCCAAGAGGCGUUCACUUCUAUGUGGUCACAGAAUGGAGAUCAUAUCAGCAGGAUCUAUAUUGGCACUGGGGCACUUGAUGGCAAAGCGAGGGUAGCCAGUAAGUUGCGAGAUGGCGCGCGAUCAGUCAAGCGAACCAUACGAAGCAACUUCCUUGAUGGAAGCAAGCAAGAAGCAAUCGACCUGUUGUUGCUAGGCAACACGUUUGUUGGUGAACUUGGCGAGAGGGCGAGGGCUUUGCUGUACUCUUCAUUCCUCCAUUCUUCUCCGCGGAUUCUCCGUGAGCUGUGCGACCGUCACUUGGAGUACACCACGUGGUCUAACAUCCGGGUAUGUGUAGGCACCUGGAAUGUCAACGGAGGACGUCACUUCCGCUCGCUAGCCCACAAGCAUCAGACUAUGCACGAUUGGCUGCUAGACUUCCACAAAUCACUUCCGGACAGCGGUUACAGCGAGGUUAAGGAUGUUGAUUAUAGUCUUCCUACCGAUAUCUUUGCGAUCGGCUUUGAGGAGCUUGUUGAUCUGAAUGCUUCUAAUAUGGUCUCCACAAGCUCAACGCAGCGAAAGGAGUGGGGCGAGGAGCUUCGCCGAGUUAUAUCACGUGACUUUCCUUACGUUCUUCUCACAUGUGAGCAGCUAGUUGGCGUGUGCUUAUUCGUGUUCGCCCGUCCUCAUCUGGUACCAUACAUACGGGAUGUCGCUGUGUCCACGGUAAAAACAGGUCUUGGCGGGAGCGCUGGUAACAAGGGUGGAGUAGCCAUCCGUCUGCUGUUACAUGCUACUUCCAUCUGCUUCAUCUGCUCCCAUCUUGCUGCGGGUCAGUCAGGUGUCCAGGACCGGAACAAUGAUUACCUGGACAUUGCUACCAGGACUGCAUUCCCUAUGGGGCGGACUAUUCGGUCACACGACUACGUGUUUUGGUGCGGGGAUUUCAAUUAUCGUAUAGAUAUGCCGAUGGAUGAGGUCAAGUCACUAAUACAACUGAAGGAUUGGGACGCCCUAGCGCAGAAUGACCAACUGAAUAAACAGCGGCAGGAACACAAGGUUUUCCGUGGCUAUGUCGAAGGUGAGCUCAGGUUCGCCCCCACUUACAAGUACGACUUAUUCUCUGAUGAUUACGACACGAGUGAGAAGAUGCGGAUCCCAGCCUGGACCGACCGCGUGUUAUGGAGGCGCAGGAAGCCUAGGUACAAGUCAGCUGACCAUGUCAAGAAACACGUGAUUAAGAAAAACGAGCGAAAUGUCUCGGAGAACCUUUUGUUGGGGGAUGAGAUCGUUAAUGAUGAUGCAGAAGAAGAGGAGGAGGACGAAGAUGAUGACGAUGAUGAGCAAGAAAGUACAACAGAAGCGAACCCCGAGACUUUAGGCAACAUUCACUUCCACCCCGGCAAAGUUUUGUAUUACGGCAAGGCGGAGCUCAAGACCUCGGAUCACAGGCCGGUAGUUGGUCUGAUAGAGGUGGAGAUUCAGAAAGUCGACUGGGAACAUCAGCACCAGAUCCAUGACCACGUCAUGCAGUCGAUGGGACCUGCUGACCCUACUGUGGUUGUGUCAAGUGAUCAGACCGGGGAUGGAGACGAAGGGAUUGACGUGUCGGAGCUGCUGGAAGUGUUAGAACCAUGCGGAGAUGCUGUCUUGGUCAGGGUGGUCGACGAGGAGAUUAUUGUGACGUUCGAUGAUGGCAGAAGCGCCCUGAAAGCGCUUGAGCUAGACGGGAAAAAGAUUUCUGGAAAGACAGCAAAAAUCCGCCUCAAAUGCGACUCGUCGCUUUCCAAGACGGACCUAACCCUACAGUCAGUGACGUCAAACACUUCUGUGGUUGGCGAGAACAACGAAAUGCCUGGCACCCCGUUGCGUGAUCGGGCCAUGUCGGACCUCUUGUCCUGCUCAGCUAGCAAGCACAGUACGCUGCCGGUACUGGAACCGAUAAGGAUCCAAUCCAUGGAUGCUGAAGACAGCUCAUCAGACAGCGAGAAGGAGGAAGAGGAGGAGGAGGAACUCAGUGACGACGAUCGACCUGAAGCUGAAAGGGGAGCAGAGGAGAGCUCAAAACAGUUGAAAGAGACGUGCAAAUCUCGUCCGCAGAGGCCAGCACAGCCCAAGCGCGUACCCCCGCCACGCCCCACAGCCAGACCGAAACGCCCAAAUACGAGCAUUCACUCGCAAGAUGACGGCCUCGUUGGGUCAGCACCUCAAGUAAACCCAUCUGAAGACGUCAUCGAAGAUUUUGACCCCCUCCCACAGAAGGCACCCAAACCACGCAGACCACCACCCCCCAAGAGACCAGAGAGACCCGCAUUGCCCAAGACUUCGGCAUUAGCGAACAAAUCCGGGGAACUACCUCGAGCUGUUAACACGUCAAAGCCAGCUGGGAAGGAGAAACACCCUAAGGGCGGAGGCCGCACCCAGAUCGGCAUGCCUUUUAACGUGCAACACAUAGGACAUGUUAGUAUCGACAACUUCCAAGCUCUUCUUGAAGCCGCCAAAGACGACCCCAAGCUCCUUCCUUCUUUUAUGACCAGUGAUGCUCAGAAAACAGAAGAGUCGGAUCAACCUUCGAAGGACUCAGAGUCCAAGACAGUGCCUGACACUGUAAAAGCCGAGUCGAUGCCAGUACCUGCUUCGCGACAAUAUAAAGCUCCCAUACCUCAUCCAAGCCCUCCUAUGCAACCUGCCAAACCUCCCCGUCAACACACCCAGUGUUCCAUUGACCCAGUACCACAUCUAAAACCUCCCGAUCCUACUGAGCAACCUGUUCCACCUAAACGUAAAGCAUCUCCACCUUCAGCGCAGCCACUACCACCACCUCGUAAGCCCUACCCGCCCCCUUCCGCGGUACCGAUUCCACCUCCGCGUAAGCCUUCUCCUCCUCCCAGUGAACCUGCUCCCCCUCCGCGUCAACUUCCCCCGCCAUCUACUUCCCAACCUGUCCCACCUCCACGUCAGCCCGAUCCAAUUCCAACCAAUCCCGCUCACCCUACCGAACCCCCUCCUCGACAACCAAAGCCUACGCCCGCACCACGCCCCAGAUCAUGGGUGGAGUCCCAGCCAGAACUUCAUCGCCCUCCCCCACCCAUUAAACCAAAGCCCUGCCAGAAAUUCAAAACUGCAGUGCAUGCUACAAAGAACUGCGAAGAACCCGAAAGCCAACAGUACAGCUCUAUGCCUGAUCUCAACCCUGGUAAAGCACAGGGAGACGAUGAGGCUCCUGUUGCUCCUGCCCGAAGGCGCAGAAUUCCGCCCGCAAUCCCUAAACGAGUAGACAUCGGUGAGACAGCGGAAGCUGAUCGAGACUGCUUCGCUGAAACGAAGUGACCACGAUAGUAGAUAAUUUGCUAAACAGUGGAAGCCGAUUGAGUUUGCUCGUAGGACAAGAUGUCUACGAGUAGGCAUCAGUGAGACAGCGGAAGCUGAUCGAGACUGCUUCGCUAUAAUGAGGUGACCACGCUAGAAGACAAUUUGCAAAACAGUGGAAGCCUAUUGAGGUUGUUCGUAGGAUGAACAGCGGUAGAUCAUCGAAACUGCUUCGCUAAAACACGAGUAGACAAUUUGCACAACGGCGGAAGCUGAUUGAGUAGACAACUUCGCUAACAAUUUCGGUAACUCACUGCUUUGAUGAAACAAGACUAUUUUGCCGGAACGCAAGUAUCAAAUAUUUCUCCUCGGUAAAA
Messenger RNA from Nematostella vectensis (starlet sea anemone), 5046 nucleotides. RefSeq names its product synaptojanin-1. Gene Ontology annotation, molecular function: phosphatidylinositol-4,5-bisphosphate 5-phosphatase activity; nucleic acid binding. Lineage: Eukaryota; Metazoa; Cnidaria; Anthozoa; Actiniaria; Edwardsiidae. Gene Ontology annotation, biological process: synaptic vesicle endocytosis; phosphatidylinositol dephosphorylation. The transcript has 22 exons. The coding region runs from base 116 to 4690 and encodes 1524 amino acids. The record is from RefSeq and is a predicted model, not a curated record.